This is a messenger RNA of Gasterosteus aculeatus aculeatus (three-spined stickleback), 4558 nucleotides long. The record is from RefSeq and is a predicted model, not a curated record. NCBI's taxonomy places the organism in Eukaryota, Metazoa, Chordata, Actinopteri, Perciformes, Gasterosteidae.
CCAAGAGCUAACCACUGCAGUUGGUCUAUUUUACGGCUGGAAAUGCCAUUAAAUACCAACACCAGGACACGAUUCUCCAGUAGUAACACUGAAUUAUCAGCCAGCUCAUAUUAAACCCAUCGGGUAAAAUGUUUCCACAUGUUUGCUUCCAGAUGAAUCCGUUUAGAAACUUAAUUGGAGGCUCAUUAAACCAUUAGUAUAAAUGUUUGUUUGUAUUUACAUGGUUUAAUAGAAGAUGAACCCUUUAUUAAAUGUGAGGGGGAGGCAGCAGGAUGCUCAGUGAGGACAAAUGGAAAUGUGCAGUGACACAGUCAUGGAGAGAAAGUCUCUUUUGAGUCAUACGGUUUCCUUCCUUUUAAACCGAAGCCUCGAUACCACCAACGUGCCGUAUGCAGUGUAAGCAUACCCCCCACCCCCACACACACACACACAACUCAAUUGGGGCCUUUUCACUGAACAAAAGCGGUACACAUCCGUUUGUGCAGACAGAUUCUGUGAGAAUAGGACGGGUGGAAGAGGCUCUUUUGGUGGCUGCACCUGUCCUGUUUCAUGAGGCUCUAAUAAGCAGAUAACAGGGUGAAAAAAAAGGAUGUCAUCCACUGAGGGAGAUACAGACUCCACCUUCUCCUUCUCUGACUGCAAUUAAUUACGUCCUCCUUAUGAGGCCAUGGCUUUUUUCAGCAGCCACCACGCAGGUCUUGAUGCAGUGUUGUGUCAUUAAUGUGUGUUAAAGUAUAUCUCUUGUUUAAUCUCACGCAUUAAGAGGCAGAUGAGCGAAAAUGUUAUGAAAGACGUUAUGAGUCUUGGUCAUUUUAUUUCCUUUUUUUAAAAAAUAUUCUCAAAUUCCUUUUGACCUUCCAUUCAUCACAGCAGCUUCUUUAUUGCACAGACCUGCUCUAACAAAGCGUGGCCCCCGUGCACGGUUUGCUACGUGAUGCUGCCCCCCCCCCGUACUUGCUCCCAGGUAUCUGCACGGUGCCGGCCGGUCAGGAGGAGUAGCGGUGCUGCCCACGACCUGCGCGCUGGUGGAGAAAGUCCUCCUCCGCUAUCCAUGGUGUGCUCUCAGGCACUCCAUCAGAGCCCUCCCAGCCUCGGGGCUUUGCACUUUUACUUCCCCCCCUUUGUGACCGUUCCCUCUUCUCAGAGGCACACCAAAAAUAGGGUUGCCACAACGAAAAGAGUGAGCGGAAAAAACAGAUCCUCAACAUCUCCUGUGACGGGCAGUGGACACGGAAACACUGAGCGAGCCAGCGAGGAGGGGGAAACGUGCACUGAGCCAUUUUCUUGGGGGAACCAGUGCCGUUGAUGGGAAGAGGAUGCAUUGCGGGCUGCUGGAGGAGCCUGAUAUGGAUUCCACAGAGAGUUGGAUUGAGAGAUGCCUCAACGAGAGUGAGAGCAAGCGGUAUUCCAGUCACACGUCUCUGGGGAACAUGUCCAACGAUGAACAUGAAGAAAAAGAAAACAACAGAGCCUCAAAACCACAUUCGACACCGGCUACUCUGGAAUGGCUAGAGGAGAACUAUGAGAUAGCUGAGGGUGUGUGUAUUCCGCGAAGUGCCCUCUACAUGCAUUACCUAGACUUCAGUGAGAAACAGGACACGCAGCCUGUGAACGCAGCCAGCUUCGGAAAGAUCAUAAGGCAGCAGUUUCCAGCGUUGACGACCAGAAGACUUGGGACCAGAGGGCAGUCUAAGUACCACUACUACGGCAUAGCCGUGAAGGAGACCUCCCAGUAUUACGAUGUGAUGUACUCCAAAAAGGGGGCGGCCUGGGUGAACGAGACCGGGAAGAAAGAGGUCACGAAGCAGACAGUGGCGUAUUCACCGCGCUCCAAACUGGGAACGCUCCUGCCAGAGUUUCCAAAUGUCAAAGACCUAAAUUUGCCCUCCAGCCUGCCAGAAGAGAGGGUGUCGACCUUCAUCAUGAUGUACAGAACGCACUGUCAGAGGAUACUGGACACUGUUAUCCGAGCCAACUUUGAUGAGGUCCAAAGCUUCCUGCUGCACUUCUGGCAGGGCAUGCCGCCCCACAUGCUGCCGGUGCUCGGCUCCACCACCGUGGUAAACAUAGUCGGGGUUUGCGACUCCAUCCUCUACAAGGCCAUCUCCGGCGUGCUGAUGCCCACCGUCCUGCAAGCCCUGCCUGACAGUUUGACUCAGGUUAUUCGGAAAUUUGCCAAACAGCUGGAUGAGUGGCUCAAAAUAGCACUUCAUGACCUUCCUGAAAACCUGAGGAAUAUCAAAUUUGAAUUGUCCAGAAGAUUUUCUCAGAUUCUAAAGCGGCAAACGUCAUUAAAUCAUCUCUGUCAGGCCUCGCGGACCGUGAUAAACAGUGCCGACAUCACCUUUCAAAUGCUGGAGGACUGGAGGAAUGUGGACUUGAACAGCAUCACCAAGCAGACACUUUACACCAUGGAGGACUCACAAGAGGAGCACCGGCAGCUUAUUAUCCACCUGUAUCAGGAGUUUGAUCGUCUAUUGGAGGAGCAGUCGCCAAUCGAGGCGUACAUCGAGUGGCUGGACCUGAUGGUGGACCGCUGCGUCGUCAAGGUGGCAGGGAAGAGGCCCGGGUGCCUGAAGAAGGUGGCCCAACAGUUCCUGCUGAUGUGGUCGUGUUUUGGUACCAGAGUCAUCCGGGAUAUGACCCUCCACAGCGCGCCCAGCUUCGGCUCCUUCCACCUGAUCCACCUGAUGUUUGAUGACUAUGUGCUUUACCUGCUGGAGUCGCUGCACUGCCAGGAGAGAGCCAACGACCUCAUGAGGGCCAUGAAGAGCGAGGGCAGCACAGCGGAGAGAGAGGAGGAAUUCCCGGUGACAGAAACCACCGCCGCCUCCCCGUCCCCACGGCCCUUCUCUCCCGCCCGGUCGGUCCACUCGGUUUGCGUUUCCUCGGCCGGCUCCCCCACGGCGGCCGUGUCCCCGGAGUACGCAGGCGUCCCCGCCACCACCACCACGGGCGCUGUUCAGUCAUAUACCUGGUCCCUUACAUACACAGUGACAACGGCCGGCGGCUCCGCUCCAGAGGCCGGACAGCAGCUGUCCUGUAUGAGGAGCAGCGCUCCAGUGCCACCGCCGUCCUCCACCCACCGGAUGCCUGUCUACAGGGAGGAGCAUGGGUACACUGGUAGCUACAACUACGGCAGCUACGCCAACCAGCAUCCUCACUCCAUCCAGAGCCAGUAUCCCAGUCUGGCCCAUGAGCCGGCCAUCACAACCCCCCUCCACUACUCCGCCUACCACCGGUCGUCCGCACAGUACCAGCUCAACGGCCAGAUGUCGCGCAUGGAGCCGUGCUUGAUGAGCAGCACCCCGCGGUUACACGCUGCACCCGUCGCCCCCCGGUGGCCCGACGUGUCACCAGCGAACGCCUGUUACAGCAGCCCACCUAUGCAUUCGUCCCGCUACGCCACCUCCGGGGACCUAUACUCUCCCCUCGGCCCACGCAGGAACUCAGAGUAUGAACACUCGCAGCAUUUCCCAGGCUUUGCCUACAUCAACGGAGAGGCCACCACGGGCUGGGCAAAAUAAACAAUGGUCACCCGUGUAAAAGCCCCGGGCCUGCCGUACUUGCAGAUGCAAAGUAUCUAAACGCUUCUAAUCGAGUACGUGGUGCAGAGAGGAACAGAGAGUACAUGGUUAUAAGAAUCAUGGUAUGUACGUACUGACACUUUGGAAAGCCUCGCCGAUGAUCUGUAACUUGCGUUAAAAUAGAUGGGGGUUUUUUCCACCGCUGGAGGAAAAAAAGUCCAAAUCAGACAGAAUGAACUUGCAGCAAAAUCAUUUAGAAGUGCAAUGCUGCUGCCAAGCUGUGCCUUUGUUUUAUGGAAUGUAAACCUCUGUUUCCCUCGCCUGUCUCACAAAUCAGCACACGCAGCGUCCCACCGGCCCUCAGUUUUGUCAGUGACUGGGGGGAUCCGUGUGCUGCAAGCCUUCACUGACACCAGUACAAUCUCAGUGAGUGCGUGUCUCCUCUUGUCGCUCAGCGUCGUGCGGCAUCUUGUCAUGAACCUGCUGCAGUGGCUUUGAUUGCUGCAGGAUGUGGAUGAACUGCACUGCCUUAAAGUUCUUUUGGGACACGCGUUACAGAGGCACCAAACGAAGGACAGAUUUAAACUCUUUGAUCGGGGUAUGAAGGUGUCUCCCUCUUGAUCGUUUUUUUUAAGUGAUCAAAUGCGGUGACUCAAAAACAACUGCGUGUGUAUAUUCUGUUGCAAGAUUGUUUGCUGUUUUACUGUGACUAUAUAUGUAUAUAUACAUAUAUACAUGUAUAUAAAUAUAUACAUAUAUAAAUAUAUAGUAUGUAUUUUCUGUAACUUUGUAACAUGGUGUAUCCUUUAUUUUCUAUGUUACAAUUGGUACUUUGUUCUCUGUUUUGUAUGGUUAGUGAAAGACACAUUAACCUAGGGUUGUGUGUUUUAUAAUGCACUCAAAGCUACUGAGGACCUAUUACCCUAUGGGUAUUUAUAAAAAUGGAAAUUAUCAAAAUGUACAGUAACAUGAAGUCUAGUCACUUUUCUGUAAAUAAAAGCACUGGAAACCGUCUGUGGUGACAAUUUAAA